Elgaria multicarinata webbii is the source of this 1212-nucleotide messenger RNA. RefSeq names its product calreticulin 3 (gene CALR3). Gene Ontology annotation, molecular function: calcium ion binding. The record is from RefSeq and is a predicted model, not a curated record. Gene Ontology annotation, biological process: protein folding. Lineage: Eukaryota; Metazoa; Chordata; Lepidosauria; Squamata; Anguidae. The coding region runs from base 1 to 1212 and encodes 403 amino acids. The transcript is spliced from 9 exons. Gene Ontology annotation, cellular component: endoplasmic reticulum membrane; endoplasmic reticulum.
AUGGGGCGCCUGGUCCGGCUCCGGCUUCUGGCUUCCCUGGUCGCGCUGGCCGCCCUGGCUCUGCCCGCCCGUGGCACCGUCUUCUUCCGGGAGCAGUUCCUGGACGGAGCAAAAUGGCAGCAGAGAUGGGUGCUCUCUCAGCACGAAUCCAACUACGGGAAGUUUAGGUUGACAGCUGGGAAUUUCUACGGAGAUCGAGAGGCAGACAAAGGUCUGCAGACGACGGAAAAUUCAAAGUUUUACGCCAUCUCCUCACGGUUUAAGCCAUUCAGCAAUAAAGGAAGGCCUUUGGUAGUUCAGUAUACAGUCAAGCACGAACAGAAGAUUGACUGCGGCGGUGGAUAUGUGAAGAUAUUCCCUUCCAACCUCGACCAGAAGAACAUGAGUGGAGAAUCUCUAUACUACAUCAUGUUUGGGCCUGACAUCUGCGGCUCCGAUACAAAAAAAGUCCACGUCAUUUUGAACUACAAGAACAAACUUUAUCCCAUUAAGAAACAAAUUCGCUGCAAAGUGGACGGAUUCACACAUUUAUACGCGCUGGUUUUGCGGCCAGAUCACACGUACGAAGUCAGAGUCGAUCGCGAAGUGGCUGCCUCAGGCAUCUUGGAAGACGACUGGGAUUUCUUGCCGCCAAGGACAAUAAACGACCCAGCCGUGAAGAAGCCGGAGAGCUGGGACAUCCGGGCCGAAAUCGACGACCUGGAGGACACCAAGCCGGAGGAUUGGGACGUUUCAGAAUACAUUGUGGACAACAGCGCUGAGAAACCGAAAGACUGGGACGCCGGGAUCCAGGGCGACUGGCAGCCCCCGCUGCUCAGGAACCCCCUCUACAGAGGGGAGUGGCAGCCCAGGAAGAUCCCGAACCCCAGGUACAAAGGCGUCUGGCCCCACCCGCAAGUGGCGAACCCCGCGUAUGUGCCGGACCCCAGCAUUGGCACCUACGGCGACGUCAGCGUCCUGGGCCUGGACCUCUGGCAGGUGAGAUCCGGAACCAUUUUCGACAACUUCUUGAUCACGGAUGACGAGGGGUACGCCGAGGAAUUUGGAGACGAAACCUGGGGGGAAACCAAGGACCCCGAGCAGAAAAUGAACAUGCAGCAAAUUGAGGAGGAGAAGCAGAGGGAGCGCCAGAGGGCUGAGAAGGAGAAGAAGAAGAAGCCGCCCCGCAAGGACAAGUCCGGGAGCCUGGUGGCCCAGAAGGAGGAGCUCUGA